Molecule: messenger RNA, 2750 nt
Organism: Triplophysa dalaica
Lineage: Eukaryota; Metazoa; Chordata; Actinopteri; Cypriniformes; Nemacheilidae
Exons: 2
Coding region: 305-1642 (445 amino acids)
Source: RefSeq, a predicted model, not a curated record
GCUAGAUGAAGCAGCACAGAAUUUCUGGUAUUGGUUUCUCCUUGUUAGCCCUUUGAAAGCAUUCCUUUUUCACACUAAAGCAUGAUAAAGUUCUCAACUGCAAACUUGGUUUACGAGACUCUUUGUGUGGAGGUGUUUAACUCGCUGGAUAACAGGAUAAGGCAUUCUGUGAGGCCAGUACAGUGAAAAAGGAGCAUUCGCAAAGAGAUGCUGAUGAUCGUACUGCAUUUCAUGAAAGGUGUCCUACCCAAUACGAUAACUGCAGCAUCAUAAACAAGGAUUGAGGUACACACACGCAAUUAACAUGGAAAGAGAAGACAUUAUAGAACAAGCAACAAUAUUAAGUAAAUGUACCACAACGUCAAGCAUCGCUCUGGCGGCCGCUACGGCACGUGCUAAAUCUGAAGGUGCACAGGCAAGAGCUGCCUUUUCGGAGAGAGAGAUAUUGAUAAGGACAGAAAAGGCCCGUCUAGAAGCAACACUUGAUGCGCUGGAGAGAGAGAGAGAGGCCGUGGCAGCAAGGGCAGAGGCUGCAGUCAUGGAGGCGGCCGCCGAAGAAUUUGAGGCUAGAGAGGAAUACAAACCGCUGCUACAACCCCUGCAAGGUGCACAACAACGGACUGAGGAGUAUGUGAGCAAGCACAGUCAUCUUAGUGGUAGCAAAAUCUUACUCAAGGAACACAGUUCGACCCAUGAGAAAACAUCACACCAUGUUAGCAGCUGUGCAUCAGUAUGUGAAGAAAGGGAAGAUAAACCAUCGGCCUUUAUCCACAAUCAGCCAACUAGCCACUCUGCAGUUAGCGGAAUGCAUGGUAAUAAAGGGGUUGCUGAACAGACUUCAUCUCAACUCCUGAACAGCCAUCAACAGUAUGCUAGAGACCUCCCUGUUCACACUCCUGCAUAUAGUCCUCAUAGACCAUAUACAACCACAGCGUAUCACCCGUCCAAAGACACAGCCACAUCAGACUUGGCAAAAUAUCUUUCAAAGAGCCAGCUAGUUUCGUCUGGGCUCACCAGGUUUGACGACAAACCAGAGAAUUACUUGUGCUGGAAGAUGUCAUUUAAUAACACAAUUGAGGGUCUUGAUCUCAAGGCAGGAGAAGAAAUCGAUUUAUUGAUAAAGUGGCUAGGCACAGAGUCCGCUGAACACGCACGCCGCGUCAAAUCAGUAAAUGUGAGAAAUCCUUCUGCAGGCUUGUGUUUGAUAUGGGAAAGGUUAGAGGAGAUGUAUGGUUCGCCAGAAGCCAUAGAGGGUGCUCUUUUCACAAAGCUGGAAAAAUUCCCUAAAGUAGCGUUCAAAGAACACCACAAGCUUAGAGAGCUGUCCGACUUGCUGUUGGAGAUUGAGUCUGUGAAACAUGAAGGAUACCUACCAGGGCUCUCUUAUUUGGACACAGCAAGGGGUAUUAGCAGUGGCGGUUCUACAUUGAAUCACUCCCCGGGCGAGAUCCGCUCUGGGUACCCCCCCAUCUACUCCCACCCAUCCGAGAGAAAAAAAGCCAUGUUUUACCAUAACUAUAUAAGUGUAAGACGAACCUUAUAUUUCUCAAUUCCACAAAUCCUUCAACAGAACAUUUUAAAAACACAAUUCUGCACAAAUCAGUAUAAGUUAUCAGAACUUAAAUAUACUCUAUGUACAUAAAUGUUGCAACAUAUGUACAUGAUGUACAUAUGUAUCAUGAUGUAACACGACCAGAGAACAACAACAUUAAAAUAUUAAGAAUAAUAUACAAAUAAAAUAUAGAAAAAAUAUUCUAAAUAGCACAAAUCCUUCAUCACACAAAAGCAAAUCUAAUUAUUACACUAUUGCACUAAGAACAGAAAACACAAACUAAAACCUGACCUUUCUGGCCUUCCUUAAUGCAAAAUCAUCAAUAAUGUCAUCAUACGAAAUCUGCCCCCUAUUGAGUUAUUGAUACUGAUGAUAGGAAGGCCAGUGAGCUGUUCUUGAGACAUGGUUGACCUCAGGUAUGACUUGAUCAACUUUUGAAAAGCUCCUCUCUGCUUGAGCCACAGUGACUGGCAGAGUAAGUGUAAUCCUGAGAGCAGUCCAAAAGUUGGGGUAGAUCUCUGAUAGAUCCUUAUCAUGCAUAAAAGUGAUAAAAUUCAAGGAGGCUGAUGGUUUUUGAUGGCUGACCAGUGGCAGAGGAUUCUCCAAAAUACUUUAGAAGUGCCCAUGAAUUUGCAAUUGAAAUUGACAUCAAAAGACAGUAGGCUACAGUAUAACUCUUAUGAAUUGCAAAUUUAAAUAAACAUGCCCUUACAUGCCAAAUGUCUGUCAUGACUCAUUAGACGCUUUAUUAAUCUAAUCUAAGGGAGGAACAAUUAGCUCCUUGGUUACUGCCUCAAAUUAUAUUCUUUGUCACGCAACAGAGUUAUAGCAAAUGUUUGCCUUUGAACACAUCCAGACAUAUGUUAAUUUCGUUGGCUAAUUACAGGGCCCAACAUUAACCCCAAUGAUGGAAAUAAAUAAUAACUUUACUUGUAACAGUUUUGUUGCAAAGCACAAUCUUAUGGUGAAAUUAGAUCUCGUGUUUGUUGAGUUAAGACCGAAUUAUUGUUGUAUAAGCAUCAUAGCAAGAAGGCUAACAAACGUAAGAGUUAACGUUACCACCCAUUAACAUUAGCCCUUCAUUGAUGAUGGAUAACGUCACCGUAAUCAUACAGAGAGAACGUAGUUACAUACCUUUAUCUUUUGCUCCUUUCUCCGCUUCUACUUUGAUUUUUUCUUAUAUUGGGCACCUGACGGC